This is a messenger RNA of Sodiomyces alkalinus F11, 1734 nucleotides long. RefSeq lists its product as hypothetical. NCBI's taxonomy places the organism in Eukaryota, Fungi, Ascomycota, Sordariomycetes, Glomerellales, Plectosphaerellaceae. Bases 216 to 1619 code for a protein of 467 amino acids. The record is from RefSeq and is a predicted model, not a curated record. Gene Ontology annotation, molecular function: methyltransferase activity. The transcript is spliced from 2 exons.
AAAAAUCGGAAGAAAAAAUCGACCCCAACCGGAUCGCAUCUCUCGCCCGGAGCCCCGUCAGCCUUUCUCUCCGUCGCUUCUUAAAGGCCGAGGGUGUGUGAAAAGGGGAGGGGAUCUUCCGAUAACGACCCUCCAAGGGUUCGUCACGACGCCUUGGGGUAGGAAGCUGGGAACUGCGACGCCAACUCGAGGAGGCGAGCAAAAGGUGGGCAGGAAUGGUCAACGAAGAGCGGAGGGGCACGGCCGCCCGGCUGUCGCAAGGCGAUCGGGCGGCCUAUUCGAUAACCAAUGCGCCGGCUCAGGCAGCGGACAACAGGAGGGGCCGUCCUAGUAGGCCGACAAGAUCGUCUCGAAGCGAACAAGCAAAUGACGAAAGCGACGAAGAGGAGGACGAUGAAGAGGACGAACGCGACGAAGACAGAGACGACAACGACAACGACUUCUCCUCCGUCUCCACCGACGACGAACCCCCCCCGAUCCACGCCUACGGCCACACCUACCACGGAAGCGGCCGCAUCCUCAUGCCCAACGACGAAUCCGAGCGCGCCCGCCUCGACAUCCAGCACAACCUCUUCAAGGCCUGCCUGGACGGCCACCUCACCCGCGCGCCCCUCGACCCGACCCGCCCGCUCGCCAUCCUCGACGUCGGCGCCGGCUCCGGCGUCUGGGCCGUCGAAAUGGCCCAGCGCUACCCGCUCGCCCGCAUCCGCGCCGUCGACCUCUCCGCCGCGCUGCUCCCCACCGCCGUGCCCCCCAAUGUGGUUUUCGAGAUUGUCGAUGCCGCGGAGCCCUGGCCUCCGGGGGAGGGCGAGGGGGAGGGGGAGGGAGACGGCGAGAAAGAGGCACGGGGGGCGAAUGACGGUGAAGGAAGCGAAGGCGAAGGCGAAGGCGGUGAGAGUGGGAGUGGUGGUGGGAGUGGUAGGGAGGGUCUCGACUUUGUCCACGUGCGGAACCUGGUCGGCGGCGGCGUGAGGGACUUCCGCGCCCUGUACGCCCAGGCGCUCCGCCACUUGCGGCCCGGGGGUCAGAUCGAGGUGGCGGAGGUGCGGCCGCGGUGGUUCCAUUUCGAGGACAGCGCGAACGACGAGGAGGACCUGGAUCGGCCGCUGUUCAGUUUUCGUCCGGAGAAGGCGUCGUCGUCUGGACGAGAGGGCGCGGGGUCCUCGGAUGCGGCGAAUGCGGCGACGACGGCGACGACGGCGAAUGCGGCGACGGCGGCGGUGGAGGCGGAGCUGGAGCGGUUGAGGCUGGAGGGGGAGGAGGCGGCGGACGAUGCCGCCCGCGCGUGUCGCGAGAUGGAGAUUUACAUCAAGCACUUCUCCGAGCAGCUGGGCGUGGACUUUGAUCCCACCCCCAAGGUCCGCAGGUGGCUGCGCGACGUCGGCUUCGAGAAGAUUGUCGAGAUGUCCGACUUGGUCCCCAUUCGGCCUGUUGGCGGGGACGAGAAGAUGAGGCGCAAGGGGGCUUUGGUUGCACAGAUGAUGGAGUAUGGAAUGGAAAACUAUACGCUGGCGCUGUUUGGCAAGGGAGGCCUACCGGAAAGUCGGGCGCGGAAUUUGCUGGAGAGGAUCCAACGCGGCGUUCGGAAUGCCUCGUUCCAAGCCUAUGUGAAGGUGUAAGUCGACCCCCCUUUCCUUCACCAAGUAUGUAUGGCUUGCUCAGGGGCUGGCUGUACAGCCUGUACUGUACUGUCCCCUCGCAUAUACUGAUCAUCUGUUGCAGCACAUUCAUCAC